AUGAGUGCUCAACAACGCCUCCAGAACAUCGCUGGACACAUCAACUCCAGCGCCACCUCGACACAAUCACAGUCACCAGGUCUCAAAAAGAUUCUUGAAAAGAACCCAGAUGACAUUGUAAUAACAUGCGCGACGCGCACACCACUCACCAAAGCACGCAAGGGAGGCCUCAAAGACACACCGGCAGAUGAACUGCUCAUCCACGUUCUCAAGGCGCUCAAGGCGAAAUCCCAGAUCGACCCGUCCAAGGUCGACGACGUGUGCGUAGGCAACGUGCUGCUGCCGGCCCCGGGGUUCGGGGCGCGCAGCGCGGUGCUCGCGGCGGGGUUCCCGGUGUCGACGGCGUCCAACGUGGUGUCGCGGUUCUGCUCGUCGGGCCUGCUGUCGAUCCAGACGGUGGCGGGGGCGAUCGCGACGGGGUCGAUCGAGGUCGGGAUCGCGGUCGGGUGCGAGAGCAUGUCGACCAACAAGGACGCGCCGCCGGCGGGGAUGAGCGACAUGAUCACGUCGCACCCGGUGGCCAAGGACAACGUGAUGCCCAUGGGCUGGACGAGCGAGAACGUGGCGCGCGACUUCGCCGUGCCGCGGGCCAGCCAGGACCGGUACGCCGAGAUGUCGCACGCCCGCGCCGCCCGCGCGCAGGCCGAGGGGUGGUCCGCCGACGAGAUCUCCCCGGUCACCACGCGCUGGGUCGACCCCAAGACCAAGGAGGCCACCACCGUCACCGUCGACCGGGACGACGGCGUGCGGCCCGACACCACCUACGAGGCCCUCUCCAAGAUCCGCUCGGCGUUCCCCCAGUGGGGCCCCACCACGACCGGCGGCAACGCGAGCCAGAUCACCGACGGCGCCGCCGCCGUGCUGAUGAUGAAGCGCUCGACCGCCGAGAAGCUCGGCCAGCCCGUCGUCGCAAAGUUCGUCAGGAGCACCGUCGUCGGCCUCGAGCCGCGCAUCAUGGGCAUCGGCCCCAGUCUCGCCAUCCCCAAGAUUCUGGACUUGACCGGCCUGACCAAGGAGGACGUCGACCUGUUUGAGAUCAACGAGGCCUUUGCGAGCAUGUACGUUUACUGCGUGGAGAAGUUGGGACUGGAUAUUGAAAAGGUCAACGUCCGUGGUGGUGCCAUUGCCAUCGGACAUCCCUUGGGAUGCACAGGGACGAGACAGGUCGUCACGGUUCUGUCCGAGUUGAAGAGGAGAAAGGCAAAGGUGGCCGUGACGAGUAUGUGCGUGGGUACCGGUAUGGGCAUGGCCGGUGUGUUUGUCUCGGAGGAAUCAUGA
This is a messenger RNA of Exophiala spinifera, 1278 nucleotides long. RefSeq lists its product as uncharacterized. Gene Ontology annotation, biological process: fatty acid beta-oxidation; phenylacetate catabolic process. The coding region runs from base 1 to 1278 and encodes 425 amino acids. Lineage: Eukaryota; Fungi; Ascomycota; Eurotiomycetes; Chaetothyriales; Herpotrichiellaceae. The record is from RefSeq and is a predicted model, not a curated record. Gene Ontology annotation, molecular function: acetyl-CoA C-acyltransferase activity. Gene Ontology annotation, cellular component: peroxisome. The transcript has 3 exons.